AGAUUCAGUUACAAUACAGAGUUCGUCUGGAACGCAGCGUUCUGGACCAUUCGCGUGUCUGUUUGCACAUAAAUUCAUUGAUAAGAAUAACAACGAUGGCGAUGUAGAGCGAGCGAGAAUGAUAAAUUGGAAAAUUAAAAGCUUGUAGUGAGUUAGUGAGUCUUGCAAGGAUUAACCAGCGAGCGUCGGUUGAAAUGGCCAUACUUUCAGAAGGAUACAGUGCCUGACCGGAAAAAUGGAAUCACGGAUUAUCAGCAGUCUUUUGGGAUUAUUUAUUAUUCUGCCCUACAUUACUAGCGAUGAUUUAGGACUACUUUCCAGCACGCUGCGAGCAUUUCGACGAACGGGUUGUGAAGACGACCUGAUGAAUCUAUCCUGCCCGAUCGGCACCAGCAUCAGCGUGGAACUCGUGCAGUACGGCAGAACAGACGAAAAUUCUUCGCUGCCGUGCACUUUUACUGACAGCAGCCGAGAUAGCCACUACUCUCCAGAGGCAUCCACGAUGGUAUCGGACAGCCCUUUCAUCUUAGGCAAUGUCUCACUGGCGCUAAUGGAACCCAGUUUAAACGACACCAUUCUGUCCGAUAAAGUGAAAAAUAAAUGUACGCAGCAUUACGUGCUACAGUACUCCAUACUACAAAUCGUAGUCGAGGCUUGUCAGAAGAAACGGAAAUGUACGUUCCGGGCUACGCCGAAGGCCUUCGAUAGCGUUCCGUGUCCGGGCAUACACAAGCUAGUGGAAGUGAGCCACAUAUGCCGACCGUUUGAGUUUCGGAGCCUGAUUGCCUGCGAGAAGGAUGUGAUUCGAUUGGCCUGCGGUCGUUACACAAGAGUUGCCAUCUAUGGUGCCAGCUACGGUCGCACGGCAUACGAGAGCUCUCACUGUACCCAGACGGCAGGCUCCAAGGAGGAAACCUGCCUGUCGCCCCACACAAGUCACACACUGACAGAGAUCUGCCAGGGGCGACGAAAAUGUACAGUAGCCGUAGAAGGAUCCACCUUCGGUCAACCUUGCCCGGAAAAUGUUCGGGUUUCCCUGAAAGUUGUUUACGCAUGUGUAUCGCGCAACGUAUUCCGGGAUCGCUAUAUCACGCCACUAGAGGAUGAUGAAAUGGAUGAACAAUUCGAGCUCAACGAGCUGUACGAUGAUGAAUUUACUCCCGCCCCCAAUCAAGUGGACGAUUCAUCCAGCAGUGGUCAGAUGAGCCAUAAAUUUGCCGACGAACUGGAAGCAACGGUGAAGGCUGAGAAUAUUCUCACACAGAGUAAGGAUGCUAAAACCAACAACCAGAUCGAUAAUCGCCUGCUAGUAAUCGUCGUUCUGGUAGUUUUCUUUGGAUGCUGUCUAUCGAUCGGAGCUUUGGUGGCUUAUCGUAUGAAAUUGCUAUCGUCAACAGACCACGCCUGCAUCAAAUAUUCCGAAUCGAGCGAUCCGCAGCAAUCCAGCACAAACAGUAAUCCGCAGAACGAGGACUUCAGUCUGGUUGAAUGCGUUGCGGAAACUGUUCCCGUUGCGGUUAAGAUGAAGCAACCUAACCUCGAGCAUCCAUCAUCGUCCGCUACGUUCCUUCCGACGUUUAAAGUUUUUAAUCACUCCGAUGCUCUUCCCCAGAUAUCGACCACAAUGUUCAUCCUGCCGAAUUAUAUAGUUAGUGAGUCCAGUUUACGGGGCAGCCAAAAAGUCUCGACAGGCCAACCGGGGACCGAAAAUCUGAGCUUGGCCGUGACAGAUGUAGCAGUUGUUCCCAGUACCGGUGUUGAGCCGUAUCCGUGUGCGGUGACCUCCUGUGUUCAGUGUAAACUUUUAAGUUGGCAAGCCGGGACAUCUGCAACGAAUGCGGUCGAGCAGAAAUCUGCCUUUCGCUACAAUCAAUCAUUCAAAACGUCUGCAAACGAGCGUGAACUUUGCCAACACAAUUCUUUUUUAUGGCUGGGCUUGAGAGUCGGGGUGAUGUAAACUUGUAGGGUAAAGCUGUCAAGAUUGAUUCGUGCACUUGCUAGGGUUUAUCUUUAUCGAUGUAUGCAUCAAUAUACCAUUUCGGUUACGUUCCAUCGGUGCAUGAUAGCAACGAUGGACUCACUCUCAGCUCUGCUAGACACCAGAGAUCGUAAUCCUCUUGGCAGCUUUACCCAUUCAAAACAAGUGUGCUUGCUGUGAGACGAGGAAGCAAUUUGAAGUUUGUAUCCAGAAACUGAUACGCUAACACCGUAUGCAAAUAUGUACCGCAUAGACGGGAUGAGAACAAGAAGAUCCAGCAUGUCAAUUUACGUGCUCACAACUGUGCAUCAUCACCACCGAGAGAAAAAAAAAUAAAAAAAACUGAAACCAAGCGAAUGUCAAAUCGUAUAGAUAUAGACCUAUGCAUGUCGAAUAAAGGAAACAUCGCUCUAUCAUAUAGAGUUUUUCAUUCAGAUUCUGGAAAAGUGUAGCACAUACUUUUUUGUCUGUUCGAUAUGUUCAUCGGAAAAGCCAAGCGAACUUAUUUUUCUGCAAGACUUCUCUUCUGUCAAGCGACAUAGCGAUACGAAGAGAAGCUCGAUAUAAGAAGCAUUUUAUUCUUACAAAAAGAAAAACAAAUCUGUCCAAUAUAACAAAGUGUAAAUAAACGAAUAAUAUUAUGCACAUUUCUCAUUUGUGAACAAAAAUAACAUAAAAA
Messenger RNA from Malaya genurostris, 2657 nucleotides. RefSeq lists its product as uncharacterized. Gene Ontology annotation, molecular function: carbohydrate binding. NCBI's taxonomy places the organism in Eukaryota, Metazoa, Arthropoda, Insecta, Diptera, Culicidae. The coding region runs from base 236 to 1957 and encodes 573 amino acids. The record is from RefSeq and is a predicted model, not a curated record. The transcript has 10 exons.